Messenger RNA from Chiroxiphia lanceolata (lance-tailed manakin), 641 nucleotides. RefSeq names its product chromosome 4 C20orf27 homolog (gene ADISSP). The record is from RefSeq and is a predicted model, not a curated record. NCBI's taxonomy places the organism in Eukaryota, Metazoa, Chordata, Aves, Passeriformes, Pipridae.
GACCAAUGGGAAAGGCGCUGGGGGAGCACUGGCCAAUGGGAGCGAGGGGGCGGAGCCCGGCAGCGGGAAGCGGGGACCGGGAGCGGAGCGGCCGCGGAGGGGACGGAACGGGGCUCCGUUCCCGGACGAUGCGCCCCUGCUCCAGCAGUUGAAGUUGGACACACGGACAGCAGAGGGGACACGAGGGGACACACAUGGCGACGGCCGGCAGGGGCAGCAAAGGCAAGGGGGGCUCCGUGCGCUUCGCCCCAGCCCCCCCCCCCGAGGGGGCCCACGUGCACUUCCAGGAGCAGCUCCACGACUCGGCCGUGAUGGUGACCCAGGAGAAGGACGGCGGCUUCCUGGUCAAGGUGGGAUUCCUGAAGAUCCUGCACAAGUAUGAGAUCACCUUCCUGCUGCCCCUGCAGCAGAGGGGAGGGGGGGACGUGUGUGCCCUCCCUGUCCCCAACCCCAACCUGCGGGUCCUCAGUGUCACCUCCCUGCCAGAAGGGCUGAGCGUGCACUGCGAGUACACGGCGCACAAGGAGGGGGUGCUGAGGGAGGAGCUGCUCUUGGCCACCCCCGGCCACGGCCACGUCAGGGUCACCGUCCAGGCCCGGGUCAUGGACCGGCACCACGGGACGCCGAUGCUGCUGGACGGG